AAAAUUAAAAAAAAAACAAAAAAAAAAGACACAAAAAUCUGUGGCGACCGAAACAAGUUGAGAGAGAGAGAAUGGUAAAUAGUAGCAUAAGCAUCUCGAGACCAGUUUUUUCUCAUGGCUUCUCUCCACCUGCUGCUACUACGACAUCAAGAAGAUGUUCUCUGAUCAGGAUAGACAGGAGAUCUCAUUGCUCUGUCACAGUCAAGUGCUACUGUACUUCUUCCACAGGGUUUCUUGAUUUAAAAUGUUCAUUGGAGAAGCCAAUUGGAAACCUGGCUUUGAGAAAGCAUCUAGUUUCAGGGUUGGCAGCUAUUUUGCUUUUAUCUCAGGCAGGCCAGGGUGUUGCGUUGGAUCUCUCGUCUGGUCAUCAGAACAUUUGCCAACUAGGCAGUGCUGCUGUGGAAGAAAACAACAAGCUGACUCUUCCACUUGAAAGUCCAUCUGAUGGUGGUGACCCGGAAACAAUGAUGAUGAUGAUGAUGAGAGGCAUGACUGCUAAGAACUUUGACCCAGUUAGGUACUCUGGAAGAUGGUUCGAAGUAGCUUCUCUUAAGCGUGGCUUUGCAGGUCAAGGCCAAGAAGACUGCCACUGCACCCAGGGGGUAUACUCGUUUGAUAUGAAGGAACCAGCCAUCCGGGUAGAUACGUUUUGUGUACACGGCAGCCCUGAUGGGUAUAUAACAGGAAUCAGAGGAAAAGUUCAAUGCAUUGGAGCAGAAGACCUGGAGAAAAGCGAGACUGACUUAGAAAAGCAAGAGAUGAUUAAAGAGAAGUGUUUCCUUCGAUUUCCAACUAUUCCUUUCAUCCCCAAGUUGCCUUAUGAUGUCAUAGCCACUGACUACGACAACUACGCUCUAGUUUCUGGCGCCAAAGACAAGGGCUUUGUUCAGAUAUACUCAAGGACACCUAACCCAGGACCUGAGUUCAUCGCCAAGAACAAGAACUACUUGGCACAGUUUGGCUAUGAUCCGGAAAAAAUCAAAGAUACACCACAGGACUGUGAAGUGAUGUCUGAUGGUGAGCUAGCUGCCAUGAUGACCAUGCCAGGUAUGGAGAAAACGCUGACAAACCAGUUUCCAGAUCUGGAAUUAAGAAAGUCAGUCCAGUUUGAUCCCUUCACAAGUGUGUUUGAAACCUUGAAGAAACUUGUCCCUCUCUAUUUCAAGUAGACCAGCUACUUCUGUUGAAGCUUUUAAAAUUCUUGUGUAUAUGGUUAUACACUUGACUGAGUGUAUAUAAAUCUUCUAACAGUCUUCUGAUCAUAUACUUGAGUUCUUUAUCAACCAA
This is a messenger RNA of Camelina sativa (false flax), 1287 nucleotides long. Its product is annotated as chloroplastic lipocalin. Gene Ontology annotation, molecular function: small molecule binding. The record is from RefSeq and is a predicted model, not a curated record. Lineage: Eukaryota; Viridiplantae; Streptophyta; Magnoliopsida; Brassicales; Brassicaceae.